AUGCCGGGCUUUCGUUCUUUCGCGAGGCCAUGCCUGGGCCGGCCUCUGGGCCACUUCGAGCAGGGUCGGGGCCACAAGGCGCGGGCCGCGGCGGCGGCCCUCGCCCAGCUGGGGGCCGCCGGCGGUCGCGCCGACAUCGUGGGGUACGACUCCGUCUCGGCCGUGCUGUUCCCCUACGGCGCCAGCUUCGUAGCUGCGCCUGCCGGGGCCAACACGACGAUUGCGGACAUCUCGGCGGUCGGCUUCGUGUCUGCGAGGCAGGUUGUGCUGCUGGCUGACAGGUCCCACUUGUAUACGGCAAACCUGACGUUCGGCGACGACCGCGGCCUUCGGGAGGUGGAGUUCCUGUCGGACACCUACCUGAACUAUGCGAGGUGCCGUCUGGCUAGGCGACGAUGCCCCCAGUAG
This is a messenger RNA of Prorocentrum cordatum, 408 nucleotides long. The record is from the annotation of a GenBank genome assembly. Lineage: Eukaryota; Dinophyceae; Prorocentrales; Prorocentraceae.